UGGUGCAUUGCCGAUCGAUCAAAUUCUCUCUUUUGCACACACAUUAUUUGGAUGUCGCGCGGUGUGUUUUACGAGUGCUUCACCUCGACGAGAAUUUCUCGCGUAGCUCGUUCUCUGUUAUAUUCGAUCUUUUUUGUUUUCGUUUAACAAUAAACUUUGUUUCGCGCUUGGUCGCGCGUCUUUUUUUUUGUCCCAGGUGAAUGAUUCCGUGUGUCAGCGUGAGAGAGAGAGAGUGUCGAUAUCCGUGUUACUAUAAACAACAUUUAUUCAGACUCGACGAGAGUAAACAUCAACACACAAUAUCGUGAACGGCCGUGAGAAGUGUGAAAGCGGUUGGCGCGAACUCUGUCCUGAGCGCUUCUGUGAGGAAUACCAUUAUAUAGUUGAUUCAUGAAUGAGCGUCGACAGGGGGACUGUGAAUAUGCUGCAUAAGCAUGGAAACAGGUCACACGGCGCCGUGUAUAAGGGCAGAGGCGCUUUUUUACAAUCCAUGUCGGAGUUCCCAGUGGACACAGCCGAAAACGGAGACAUGCAUACUGUCAUGGAGAACUUUCAGAAGAAAAACAAUCUGGUGACCGGCAGGACGCAUCACGUCACUCAUCAUCCGCAGGUCACCACCACAUCGUCGCAGAUGCUGACGACGAAUCAGAGCCAACAUCAGAGUAGCAGCAGCACCAGCACCAGCACGAGCAGCACGAGCAGCCGAGUGGCCAAAUCCUCGCAGAGGAUUCUCACCUCGUCCUCGUCGAGUGAGAUGAAAGCGAGCUCCAUGAAGAGCGAUCUGACGGAACUCAAACGUGGCAUAUCCGAGAUGAAGAACAUCUCGACGAAUUUCUCGCAGCGACUGCGCAGCAGCAUGGAGAAUCUCGUCGACAGAGACGGCAAUGGACCGGAAGAGACCGAUCUCACAGAACCGCUUGUGACAUUUCCGGACUCGGACUCGCCGCCACCUGUCAGCGAUGCUGUCACACUGACAGGCGGUUCCCCGUCUCAAUUGAGUUCUCUGAAUUCUUUGAACAAUCUUCAUCACGGCAUAAGCCCACCGAUAAACAUACCGAACAUAGCGAAUUUACCUGCUGGUCAGGAAACCAUGAAAUUCGAGCAGAAGAAGAUGACGAGCGCUUCCAAGACGAAGGUCGUUACGGAUGGAUUUAGCGCCGAGAAAGCGACGGCGAACAGCGCCGAGAUGAGGGCCCUGCAAACGGGCGACGUCUCGUACAAGGAGGAGAGCGCCGCGACGGCGGCGAGAGCGCGCGUCGAGCUCGACGGCGUCUCGGCGGAAAAGAGCAUCGCUGCCGCGAGGGAACAAAGAAGCUUGAAAGCUGGCGACCUGUCACAUCAGGAGAGUAAUAACGUGGCGGCGUCCACCAUGAAACUUCAAAGUGAUUCGUUCACUUCCGAGAAGAAAGCGAUGGCGGCGCAGCAGCAACGACAGACGGUCACGUCGAGCGGCAUCUUCAAUCACGAAAAACACAUGGCGUCGAGUUCGCAAUCGAGCAUCACGAUCGCGUCCAAGUCGGGAGUGAGUUCAUCCAAGUCGUCGAUGAUCAGCGCAGCGAGUGCGGUUAAUCAACUGAUGAACGGCAUGCGACCGCCAACGGCCGAGGACGAACUGCUAUCCUUGCCACUGGACGAUCUGGAUUUGCUGUGCUCCAAGUCGAAUCCGCAGGAUGUGGACUGCGCGAUCUCCAAGUACUGCAACCUGCUGGACAGCUUCGUGGAACGAUUGAAGGCGGGCGGGGACAGCGGGAAGAGCAGCACCAAGGCGCCGCAGCUGUUGAACAGGGUGAACGAAAUCAUUCGAAAGGCCUGGGCGGUGCCAACGCAUGGCCACGAGUUGGGUUAUACUUUGUGCAACACUCUGAGAACGCUCGGUGGUCUUGAUCUACUAAUGUCAAACUGCAUUGCGAACAAUCACGAGCUGCAAUUCUCGUCGGCCAGAUUAUUAGAGCAAUGUUUGACAACAGAGAACCGCGCUCAUGUGGUUGAAAACGGUCUGGAGAAGGUGGUGAACGUUGCGUGCGUGUGCACGAAGAACGCCAACUCGGUGGAUCACUCGCGCGUCGGCACCGGCAUUCUCGAGCAUCUGUUCAAACACAGCGAAGGUACGUGCAGCGACGUGAUCAGGCUGGGCGGCUUGGACGCGGUACUGUUCGAGUGUCGGAAAAACGACGUGGAGACGCUGCGACACUGCGCCGGGGCGCUCGCGAAUUUGUCGCUAUACGGCGGCGCCGAGAAUCAGGAAGCGAUGAUAAAACGUAAGGUACCAAUGUGGCUGUUUCCGUUGGCCUUCCACAACGACGACAAUAUUAAAUACUACGCCUGUCUGGCGAUCGCCGUGCUGGUCGCCAACAAGGAGAUCGAAGCUGCGGUUCUCAAAUCCGGUACGCUCGAUCUCGUCGAACCGUUCGUCACGUCGCACAAUCCUUACGAGUUUGCCAAGUCGAAUCUCGCGCACGCUCACGGUCAAAGCAAGAACUGGCUGGAGAGGUUGGUACCGGUGCUGAGCUCGAAGCGAGAAGAGGCCCGCAAUCUCGCGGCCUUCCACUUCUGCAUGGAGGCGGGCAUCAAGAAGCGACAGGGCAACACCGAAAUCUUCCGGACGAUCGGCGCUAUUGAGCCGCUGAAGAAAGUCGCCAGUUGUCCAAAUGCGAUCGCGUCCAAGUACGCGGCCCAAGCCUUGAGAUUGAUCGGCGAAGAAAUUCCGCACAAACUCAGCCAACAGGUACCUUUGUGGUCUACUGAAGAUGUUCGAGAAUGGGUGAAGCAAAUCGGUUUCGCCGAGGUCGCUCCGAACUUCGUAGAGAGCCGAGUGGAUGGUGAUCUCUUAUUGCAGCUAACGGAAGAGAAUCUGCGCGAGGACAUCGGCCUAACAAACGGCAUCAUGCGUCGCAGGUUCGCCCGCGAACUGCAGAAUCUGAAGAAGAUGGCCGAUUAUAGCAGCCGCGACACUGGCAACCUCAACAGCUUUCUGCAGUCCAUCGGCCAGGAAUUCUCGAUCUAUACAUACAGCAUGUUAAACGCCGGCGUGGACAAGGACUCGAUACGCAAUCUGUCAGAGGAUCAGCUGCUGACCGAGUGCGGCAUCACCAACAGCAUCCACCGGCUGAGAAUACUCGACGCUAUCAAGAAUAUGCAACACAAUCAGUUCAGUUCGUGCGAGGAAUCGCUUGACAAGUCGCUCGAUGUGUUCGUCAGUUAUCGCAGAUCGAAUGGUUCACAGCUGGCAAGUUUAUUGAAGGUGCACCUGCAGCUACGCGGUUUUUCGGUGUUCAUUGAUGUCGAGAGACUCGAGGCUGGCAAGUUCGACAACAAUCUGUUACAGAGCAUCAGACAAGCUAAACAUUUCCUCCUUGUGCUAACUCCCCAGGCUUUGGAGAGAUGUAUACAAGACAGCGAGUGCAAAGACUGGGUUCAUAGAGAGAUUGUCGCCGCGUUGCAAUCGCAGUGCAACAUCAUCCCGAUAAUCGACAACUUCCAAUGGCCGGAACCUGAAGAACUUCCCGAGGACAUGCGCGCGGUGUGUCACUUCAACGGUGUUCGCUGGAUUCACGAUUAUCAAGAUGCCUGCGUAGACAAAUUAGAAAGGUUUAUGCGAGGCGAGAUACCUGUGAGAUCUGAGCUCUCUGGCGGAAUUCCGCGCAGCAUGGCGCCCAAGGACGUGACCCAGCCGGGCACACCUGCCAGCACGAAUGUACGACAGCCGCCCAACUAUCAGCGGAUGCACAGCAACGAAAGCAGGGGCAGCGACAAGGAUUCUACAGCCAAGAUUGCGAAUCGCUCAAUGACAAUCACGACUAGGCUUAAAAAGUCGUCAAGUCCGUCUCGUUGGUUAAUGGGUCUGCCACCGACAUCGCCGCGUUUCAAGUACGUACACGCGGGAGUCAACAACAGUCCGGCAGUGCCACGCAGACCGCCGCGGCAACCUCCUUCGCCAUCGGCGCGUUCCCGCUCGUUGGAGUUGUUGGAUCAGCAAGAUCAAGAGCGAAAAUCGCCGAUUUCUUCCGCGAUCGUCCAACGACCACCGCUUCCUAGACCGAGAUCGCGAAGUCUGGACGGUCUGCUGGACGAAGACAUCACGACGAAAAAUGACGAUGGGGAAAAGCAAGAGACACAACAGCGUGAAAAGACUCGGGAAUGUACUCCGGCAAAUUCGGGCGAGGACAAAACCGUUCCUGUUUUGGAAGAAAAUCAAAAGAAGCCUAAUGUCGAAGUCAAGACCAUCAAGGACGAACCCAAACCCGCUCCCAGGACGAAGCCAAAAAUGUUCGACGUUGAAUCCAAAUCCGAGACGGAGGUCAUACAAACGUCUUCUAACAAGGACGAGAGUGAGAAAGAGACUGUGUCAACGCGUCCUUUGAAACCGAGUCGAAACUUCAGUUCAGACGGACAAUCGUCAGCGAUGUCUAGCAAGCAACACCAGGAACAUCAGAUAGAAGAGCAGAAAACCAGUCAGGCGAUGCAGAAAAAGCUAAUAGCGCAGGGCGGCGACGAGAACGACGAUUACGACGACGACGACAGAUCGACGAUGCUGUUGAAAGCAUCGAGAAGUUGUGGUGCGGGGUUAGACUCUGACGGGAGCGUCUCGUCGAACGAUUACGGCGGGCCCAGAACUCGCACGAAGACUCCAGGUUCGCUGUUAUCACUACCGGCGGGCGCGGAACCCAAACGCAAACGAAACUUUAUGGACAAGUGCGUGAACAAAGUGCGGUCAUUUAUGAAAAAGUAGAGCGCGAAGAAACUCUUUGUUAUUUAAUUCCGCAAUUUAAAGUAAGAAGAAGUAAAGCUUGCAAACUUUUUUUAUAAACAACGGUCAAAUUUUUUUAAAGAUUCUCUAAGAGACUGUGCGCGUACAAAUGACAAAGAAAUAUGCACACGCAAAAACAACGUGUGCAAAAGAGAGUUGAAAAAAAUUGUAAAUUUUAAAAUUCCAAAAAAUCAUUCAAAAAUUAUAUUCGUUUUGUGAAACACAUACGUUCAAAAAUUGAAGUUAAUUCAAAACUUGAGAGUCUUCAGUCUUUCAGACCGUUGUUCGCAGAAGUAUUCAGCGAUCGCCUUCGGCGAUCUUUCUGAGUUACUUCGUUUCUCUCUUCUUGUUUAUUUAAUUUCGCGAUGCGAAAGAGUAUUUUGAAUAUUGCGCGGACUUCGUAAAUCCGUUUCGUGUACAAUGACAGGCAGCAUGAAAGUAUAUAUAGCGAAAUGUUGUGCCUAAAAGCAUGCGACAAGUGUCUUCAUAAAAAAAGUCUUCGAGAUUUUUCAACUCGAGACACGCCUCGGGAAUUGGCCUGCUUUUUCAGGUGCCUUUUUGUAUUGUAUUUUUUUUCUCGUAGAAUUAUAUUGUAUAUUGUAUAUAUAUAUAUUGUACAAUUAAUAUAUAUAGAAAACAAACGUACGAAUUGUAAAAGGCGGCUAGAUCGUUAUAUUUGUAAUACUAUUUUUUUAGGCAGUUCUUUUCUUUUAGACAAAAUGUUUACAAGAAAAAACAAAACGCGUGUGAUUUGCGUAGUUCACGCAGUCGCGAAACAUGGUUGUUCUUAUUGCAGCUAACACUUGGAAAUGUUGUAUAUAUAUAUAUAUAUACACGCACAUACACAAGUGUACAAGGAGUUCAGUAGUGACGCGCGACUCGUCGACAUUCUUUCUUGAAAAUCUUCAAAAAGAUAAUUGAACGUUUUUCUUGACACUAUUUAAUUCAAUCAUAUUUUCUCACAACUCUUGUAACAUUUAUAUCGUUUUUCAAUCGAUCGUAGACCAUUACGCGUCUCGGUAUUUUUUUUUUGUGUCUAAAAACAAAUUGUGUGAAUUUUCGACAAAGAAUAUCGCGCGCGUGCGGCAAACGCGCUCAGUAACUAAGACACAUGAUAUGUAAUCGUGACUGUUUCUUUUUUCAGAUCGCGCAAUAUUUUAUUCUUUAACACUGUUAUUAUCGUAAUCGAUCGUCCGAUACGAUAUCUCUCGCCAGGAGAAUCAAAUCGGCGACGCUUCGUUAUGUGUAGUUUAAGAAAUCCGCCUGAUUCUCGCAAAACUGUAUAUUUUACCAAAGUUUCGUAAAGUUACGAAUUUUAUCGAAAUGUUUGAAUGUUUCUCAGAAAUAAAUUUUAUUUAGCAAAACAAGAAAUUUGCUGUUAUUUGUUCUC
Pseudomyrmex gracilis is the source of this 6137-nucleotide messenger RNA. It is a transcript of the gene Sarm, whose product is annotated as sterile alpha and TIR motif-containing protein 1. Gene Ontology annotation, cellular component: dendrite. Lineage: Eukaryota; Metazoa; Arthropoda; Insecta; Hymenoptera; Formicidae. The transcript has 11 exons. Gene Ontology annotation, molecular function: NAD+ nucleosidase activity; signaling adaptor activity; protein binding. Bases 395 to 4729 code for a protein of 1444 amino acids. Gene Ontology annotation, biological process: signal transduction; response to axon injury; negative regulation of MyD88-independent toll-like receptor signaling pathway. The record is from RefSeq and is a predicted model, not a curated record.